Molecule: messenger RNA, 1066 nt
Organism: Plutella xylostella (diamondback moth)
Lineage: Eukaryota; Metazoa; Arthropoda; Insecta; Lepidoptera; Plutellidae
Gene: Osi20
Product: DUF1676 domain-containing protein Osi20
Cellular component (GO): membrane
Source: RefSeq, a predicted model, not a curated record
GAAAAUUUACGCAAAAUGAAGUGCCUUUGUUUAGUUCUGGCCGCCGCGGCUCUCGUGAACGGAUAUUCUGUGGCUGACAACGAGGUGGUGGAGACGCCUCGGCUGCAGAGCAGUGACGAGUUGCUCGAUAGUGUAGUGAGUGACUGUUUCCAGGCGGAGUCCUCCACUGGCUGCCUGAAGACCAAGGUGCUGUCAUUCUUGGACACGAAGCUAGGAAUGACAACGGAGUCGGCGCGCGCUUUCGAGGAAAACAACAUCGACAAAGUGAUAUUCGACCGCGUGGGCAGGAUCCUGAACAGCCAUGAGUUCAGGGUGCGGCUCCCGGAGUUCAUCUUCCAGAGCGCCGAGGUCACGUACCGCGCCGACCGCGGGCUCGACGUCGACUUCCCGGAGGAAAGCGAAGUUGACGGCAACGGUGAAGCUCGCGGCAUCCUGAAGAAGAAGCUGCUGCUGCCAGUUCUUCUCCUCCUGAAGCUGAAGAUGAAGGCUCUGAUGCCGAUAAUGGUGACGAUGAUCGGCAUCAAGGCCAUCAAGGCGCUGAUUCUGAGCAAACUCGCCAUCGGACUGGUCGUCGGAUUCCUCGUCUACAAUCUGCUGCAAGCGAAGAAAGGAGCCGGCAUGAUGAUGAUGACGCCAACUGACGCGCCCCCCGCGUCCCAGUACGGGCCCCCGGCCUCCCAGUACGGUGCCCCCUCCACCCCCGCCGCCCCCGCUGACUCAUACAGCCCGCAAUGGGAGCCAGCCAGCUCCGGCCCUUACGCCCGAGUCUGGGACCCCUCCCAGCUCGCCUAUAGCUCAUACUACCCUGGUGACUCCAGCUCAGGCUCCAGCCAGUCGCCCAGCUACUCCAGCGUGGCUUCCAUCUCGUCUUCUGUCUCAUCAUCAUCGGCCACUUACUGAAGACCUCCAUGUAAAUAACCACGAGCACCGCAAGGGAAGUUUUCCCGUUAAUACAAACUGUACAUAAAAGCACGCACGAACGAAAGGCUAGGGUUUAGAACUAGUUAUUUAUUGAAACGAUAUUUAUUUUCUAUUUAUUGAACACAAUAAAGAACUGUUGUUUUUU